AAAGGAGCGGAAGUAGAAGAAGAAGAAGAAGAAAAGAAAAGAAAAGAGGAGAGAAGAGAAACGCUUUCGUUUCUCACAGCCAGAGUACAUGAAUCCAGGAGCAGAGGAGGAGACACAUGGACAGAAGAGGAAGUGGACAUUGAGAGGAGACAAAGAGGAUCUCCCUGCGCAGUACUGUAACGAAGCACAAGGAGGGAGAGAAGACUGGAGACGAGGAUCAUCAUGAUGGCGGAAACAGGAGCAGGAGCUGAACACCCUUCAGUGUCAUUGCACAGCCUCCCAUGUGAAUCACACUGUUUUGGGGACACGGUGACCUCUUACUCUGAGGACUCAGCAGCACUCAUGGAUGUGUGUGUAAAAAGUGAGCCUGAAGAUGAGCACAUUUCCCACCCUGAAUAUUGUACUGAGGUUCAGGGUUUUGGUGCUGAAGAAAUGGGCUCAGGGCUGCACCUGGAUACCGAGCACAUUAAAUCUGAGAUUGUCAUGGUCAAAAUAAUGGAGGACAGUACUGAUCAACAGCAGUACAGUACUUUCAAUACGGUAUCCAUAGAGUGUAAAUCAGAGACAGAUGAAGUGAAGCUAGAACAUUCUCAGAUAGUAGGAUCGUCCAGUACAGAUAUAGCAGUCAAUGAAACCGAAGAUGAUGUUUUGCACAGGAAUUCUGUAACCCUGGAGAACAGUUUAAUUACUGUAGGAGAUAAUGGCAAAUAUUUUUGUAUGCAGUGUGGAAAAAGUUUUUCUCAAAUUUGUCAAUUUAAACUCCACCAACUUACUCAUUCUGGUUGGAAACCAUAUCAAUGUAGUCAAUGUGGAAAGAGCUUUUCCCAAAGGCGUCGCUUGAAACAGCACCAGAUGACUCAUUCUGGGAAAAAAUUUAAGUGUAUUCAAUGUGAAAAAACCUUCUCUUCUCAACAUUACUUAAAAAAGCAUGAGUUUAUUCACUCUGGAGAUAAACCGUAUGCAUGUAGUGAAUGUGGGAAGAGAUUUUCUCAGUCUGGUAAUUUAAAGCAGCACCAGCUUCUUCAUUCUGGUGAGAAACCAUAUAAAUGUAGUGAAUGUGGGAAGAGUUUUUCCCAGAGACAUACAUUAAAACUCCACCAGCGCAUACAUUCUGGGGAGAAACCAUACGCGUGUGGUCAAUGUGGAAAGACUUUUUCACAGCGGGCUACCUUAAAUGUUCACCGUCUUGUUCAUUCUGGUAAGAAGCCGUAUGAAUGCGGUGAAUGUGGGAAGUGUUUUUGUCGAUCUAGCGACUUACGACAGCACCGCCUUGUUCACUCGGAUGAGAAACCGUAUAAAUGUAGUGAGUGCGGAAAGUGCUUUUCCCAAAAAGGUGCCUUAAAACGGCACCAGGUUGUUCAUUCUAGUGAGAAACUUCAUAAAUGCGGCGACUGUGGAAAGAGUUUCUCUCGUUCUAAUCGCUUAAAGCUCCACCAGCUUGUUCAUUCAGGUGAGAAACCAUAUCAAUGUAGCGAAUGUGGGAAGAGUUUUUGUCAAGUGCGCCACUUAAAAAAGCACCAGCUCAUUCAUUCUGGGAAGAUAUUUAUAUGCAUUCAAUGUGGGAAAAGAUUUUCUUGCCAAAAUUACUUAAAAAAGCACGAGGUUAUUCAUUCUGGUGUUAAACCGUACAUAUGCGGUGAAUGUGGGAAGAGUUUUUCCCGAAUCGAUGCUGUGAAACAGCACCGGCUUAUUCAUUCUGGUGAGAAACCGUAUAAAUGCAGUCAGUGUGGAAAGAGUUUUGCUGUGAGGCAGUAUUUAAAAGUUCAUGAGAAAACACAUUGUAGAAUUUGAUGUGUAUUGGUCUAAUAUGAACUGUGUGAACCAACCACCAAACCCAAGUUGCUGAGAUCGUAUGUGGGGGAAAGAAAAUUGAAAAAUAUCUACUCCAUAUUAAACUGGAUUUACUGAAAGAAUCUGAACUCAAAGGAAUUCCUGGUGUGAGUGAGAAAGUUUGUACCGCAUUUACACACUUUCCAAGGUCAUAGAACCCAGAUGAGGUUUGGCUGAGUUUGGGUCCCUGUUCAGUCUUACACAGAGUUCUUACUCUGAGUUCAUCUGAAUGCUGAAUUCUGAACCCACUCCAAAAUGACCCCAACAGCCAUUGCUCAGGAUGAAGAGACACGUUAAUUUGCUGCACAUGGACUCCACAGACAAAUCUGUUUUCAGAGACUUUCCAGGCUUUUUAUUUAAUCUUCUUUUAGUCAAUAAAGGAUCAGUUUUGCAUAGACUGACAGAACUACAGCCUGUUAGCCUUUUUUGAGACGUUCGCUUUAGGAAUUACUGUAAGUGCUGAGAUUUGUCAUGUGCACGCUGGACCCAAAAAUAUACAUUUUCACGUCGCAGAUGUUCAAGACACUUGUCCUUCUUCCAGGAAACUAUCUGUAAUUCUCAAUCUUCUGAUGAACGUUCACUCACCAUGGAAGGUUGUCAUGUUGGGACACUCAAUGUAACAAGAUGAAUUGAUUCAUUUAUUGUAUUCCUUCUUUAUUUAAAUGUGCUAAAUCUUUAAAAUGAUUACAUUUAUUUGUAAUUUAAUUAUAACAUUUACUAUUAGAUGUUCUCCAGCACAGUGUAAAAAAGUCGCGUUGGUGCCUCAACUCCGGCACCUUGUUUCAAAUGCGUCCUGGUCUCUGCUGAACUUGCAUGUUCUCUCCGUGUUUGUGUGAAUUUCUUGUGUGCGGUUGCUCUGCAGUGGACUGGCACUCCCAUCAUGGGUAUAUCCAUCCUCUCGGGGAGGCCACACAAAACACUGACUUGUUUUCAGAACUUAAGAAAUUCUUGUUACUUUUUAUUAUAUCAGCAUUUAUUAGUUUAUGUUCUGUUAUGUAGUUUUUCCAUGAACAAAUAAACACAUACUG
Messenger RNA from Scleropages formosus (Asian bonytongue), 2858 nucleotides. RefSeq names its product zinc finger protein 501-like. The coding region runs from base 223 to 1791 and encodes 522 amino acids. The transcript is spliced from 2 exons. Gene Ontology annotation, biological process: regulation of gene expression. The record is from RefSeq and is a predicted model, not a curated record. Gene Ontology annotation, cellular component: nucleus. Lineage: Eukaryota; Metazoa; Chordata; Actinopteri; Osteoglossiformes; Osteoglossidae.